Vespula vulgaris is the source of this 2599-nucleotide messenger RNA. It is a transcript of the gene Arp2, whose product is annotated as actin-related protein 2. The record is from RefSeq and is a predicted model, not a curated record. Gene Ontology annotation, cellular component: actin cortical patch; Arp2/3 protein complex. The coding region runs from base 353 to 1573 and encodes 406 amino acids. Lineage: Eukaryota; Metazoa; Arthropoda; Insecta; Hymenoptera; Vespidae. The transcript has 9 exons. Gene Ontology annotation, molecular function: actin filament binding. Gene Ontology annotation, biological process: Arp2/3 complex-mediated actin nucleation.
UCAACUAUUCUACGAUAGUGCAAUAUUGGUGCAUGUUACUAAUCCAAUAUGAGCUUAAGAUUGUGUUUAAGACCGAUGGGUUGUUUCAUGAUAAGAUAAAAAUUUCCUAUCAAUUGAAUCGUACUAUCACCCGCUCGAAGAUAAGUUUCAUCUGCUAGUGCUAUUAUACUGUUGUUUAAACUUAUCACUAAGUUUGAGUCUAUAGUAAUCACAUUUCCUUUCUGCAUACUGUCAUGCCGGUAACGCCCUAUAAACUGUAAGAAUUAGUCAUUUCACGGAAUGUGUGAUAUAAAUAUAAUUUGAAUAUAGAAAGUGAAGGGUUGCGAAACAUAUACGACUCUUGUUUGAUAAAAUGGAUAGCAAGGGGAGAAAGAUUAUUGUCUGUGAUAAUGGAACGGGGUUCGUCAAAUGCGGAUAUGCGGGAGCGAAUUUUCCUGCGCAUAUAUUUCCUUCGAUAGUUGGACGUCCAAUCAUAAGGGCUGUUAAUAAAAUAGGAGACAUCGACGUGAAGCAAGAAUAUUGUGUUCGUGAUGUGCUUAACAUGCCUGACUUAAUGGUUGGAGAUGAAGCAAGUAAACUUCGUUCUAUGUUAGAAAUUAGUUAUCCUAUGCAAAAUGGAAUUGUUAGAAACUGGGAGGAUAUGUGUCAUGUUUGGGAUUAUACAUUUGGAAAAGAAAAAAUGAACAUUAAUCCUAGAGAAUGUAAAAUUUUGCUGACUGAACCACCAAUGAAUCCUAUCACAAACAGAGAGAAAAUGAUAGAGGUGAUGUUUGAAAAAUAUGGAUUUGCUGGAACAUAUAUCGCGAUACAAGCUGUACUUACAUUAUAUGCUCAAGGAUUGAUUAGUGGUGUUGUGGUAGACUCUGGUGAUGGAGUUACACAUAUUUGUCCAGUAUUUGAAGAAUAUGCUUUACCUCAUUUAACACGUCGAUUAGAUAUUGCUGGUCGUGACAUUACUAUGUAUUUAAUAAAACUACUUUUAUUACGUGGAUAUGCCUUCAACCAUUCUGCUGACUUUGAAACAGUCAGGAUGUUAAAAGAAAAAUUAUGUUAUAUUGGAUAUAAUAUCGAAACUGAAGAAAAACUAGCUCGUGAAACGACUGUUUUGGUAGAAUCUUAUACACUUCCAGAUGGUCGAGUAAUAAAAGUAGGUGGUGAAAGAUUUUCAGCACCAGAAGCAUUAUUUCAACCACGUUUAAUAAAUGUCGAAGCUCUGGGGAUUGCAGAGCUAGUAUUUAGUACAAUUCAAGCAGCUGAUAUUGAUAUCAGAAGUGAAUUGUACAAGCAUAUCGUUCUUAGUGGUGGCAGUACAAUGUAUCCAGGACUUCCAUCUAGACUCGAACGAGAGAUCAAGCAACUUUAUUUGCAGAAAGUUUUAAAAAAUGAUACAUCCAAACUUAAUAAAUUUAAAAUCAAAAUCGAAGACUCACCGCGACGCAAAGAUAUGGUUUUUAUGGGUGGUGCUGUAUUAGCAGAAAUAACAAAGGAUCGAGAUUCCGUAUGGAUAACGAAAGAAGAAUAUGAAGAGAAAGGUCUUAGUGUAUUAAAAAAAUUAGGAUCCUAUGAAUCUUAAGGAUAUGUUAUGUUAGUGCAAGGUGCAACAUGAAACAAAGUAAAUUUUUCAGACUAAAAGUGAUGCAAAUGCCAUUGAGAAAUAGUCAAGUUGUUUUACAGACUACAAAUUACUUGAAUGAUAUAAGACAGACAGAGUGCUUGAGUUUGCUGUAAGGGCUAUGUCAUGCCAAAUAGAAUAUUUAUUUUGGUUAUGCAGAUUAGUGCAAUUAAUAGAGCUAUAUAAUCAACUGUAAGAUCUUCACAUGGAUGUGAAGACUAAAUGAAUUUUUAUUUUAAGUACAUGCGAUAAUUAUCAGAGGAUCAUUAAAAUAUAAAAAUUUUUUACUUGGAACACACAAAAUGGUUAUUUUAUACUAUAUAAAAAUUUUAAUAAUCCGUAUCUCUGGAGCUCUUAUUUAUAUGCAUUCCAGAAAACGAAUUUUGUAAAUAUAGCUUUUAUAAAUAUCACUUUUUGUUUAGUAAAGUUUUACAUUUAUUGUUGAAGCCAUAGCUUCUCUGCCAAAAUAAUAAAUAAGAAAAGAGGACAGUUUCCUAUAGAUCUAACUUCAGUAAAAUGAACUUGAUAAAAUCAGUGCAAUGGCUGAAAUUGUUAUUGAUGAAAAAACACGUAGGCAUUGAUUUAAUUUAUCUUUAUGGUUCACAGAGAAACGCAUUUCUUUUAUAUAACAAAACACAAGUAUUUGUGUAUCAACAUGCAUCAUAGUAAUUUAUUCAUAGGUUGAAAACAAUCAUAGAUAAAUCGAUUAAUUUAGCGAUUUAUAUUGUAUAAUAUAAAAAAUAUAAAACUACGAUUAAGCAAUAGUUGAUAUAAAAUCAUGCAUUUAAUAAUUUAAUUAUUCUAAGAUAUUAAAUAUUUUAUAAAAAUAUAGGAGAAGAGAGGAGAGAGAAUUUUUUAAGUUUUCUCUUAAAUUUUUUCACAUCUUACGAAAACAAACAACACCCGUAUUAUGGAUUGUCAAAACAAAUUGUCAAAGUUGUUCUUGUAAAAAGUAGAUUUAUAAAAACGACAUGUCAGUGUUUAUUU